CCGCCUCCUCUCCUUCUAUGAACCAUCCAAAUCCGACGUCAUCAACUAAUUUUCCUUUUCAUUUAACUGAAGUACAACACCACUAUAAAUAUGAAUUAUUUCUCUCUGAACAAAAACAAUUUAAGAUUUUCAUAUAUUAUUUUUCUUCACAGCAUUAAUUCUCCGAUCAAGUGGGUAGUGCGAUUAGGGAUUCCUAGAAUAUAACCAAUAAACGGAAAUGGAUGAUAGCUGCGUGGUUUGUGCUGACAAUUUGGAAUGGGUUGCAUACGGCGCGUGUGGUCACCGAGACGUGUGCUCCACGUGUGUUGCUCGUCUCCGCUUCAUCUGCAACGAUCGUCGUUGCUGCAUCUGCAAGACUGAGUCCAACGUCAUCUUUGUCACUAAGGCUCUAGGGGAUUACACGAGGAUGAUCAAUGAUUUCUCUGUAUUGCCAACUGAAGUAAGGGCAGGCCGGGUGGGUUCAUACUGGUACCAUGAGGAUACACAUGCAUUUUUUGAUGAUGUUGAUCACUACAGGAUGAUCAAGGCAAUGUGCAGGCUUUCUUGCAGUGUAUGUGACAAAAUAGAAGAGCAAUCCAAUGCUGGGAUCAAACGGAGAGGAAAAUUUAGGAACAUUGAACAGUUAAAAGGCCAUUUGUUUCAUCAGCACAGAUUGGUUAUGUGCAGCCUGUGUUUGGAAGGUCGGAAGGUAUUUAUCUGUGAACAAAAGCUAUAUACUAGGGCACAGUUAAAUCAACAUAUAAACACAGGUGACUCAGAGGUGGAUGGAACUGAGAGUGAGAGAGGUGGCUUCAUGGGGCAUCCCAUGUGUGAAUUCUGCAAGUCUCCAUUUUAUGGUGAUACAGAGUUAUACUCACACAUGUCCACAGAGCACUAUACAUGUCAUAUCUGCCAAAGACAGCAUCCUGGACAAUAUGAAUAUUACAAGAACUAUAACGACCUUGAGAUUCAUUUUCUCCGAGAUCAUUACCUAUGUGAGGAUGAGACGUGCCUUGCCGAAAAAUUUAUUGUCUUUCAGUCUGAAGCUGAACUAAAGAGGCAUAAUACCAUUGAACAUGGAGGUCGCAUGUCUCGUGCACAGCGCAGUGCUGCUUUACAAAUACCAACAAGCUUUCGAUAUCGUCGAAGAAAUGAUGAUACUCGUCGUGGAAGGGAGAGAACAACUCGGUAUGAGCCAUCUGAUAAUGACCAUCAACUUUCAAUGGCCAUUGAGGCAAGUUUGGAGACGGCCAGUGAUCCACCAGCAUCAUCUUCUACGCAGGCGGACUCUGAUUGUGGAGACAUAAAUGAUAUUUAUCCACUUGUCCAGCCUUUUGAAUUGUUAUCUGCUGCAGUUUGUGAAUCAUCUUCUAGAUACCUUCAAGCAUUAGGGGGAGGUUCUAGGGUUGCACCUUUGCAAGGAACAUCUUUUCCUCCUCUCUCCACGCCUGCCAGCACCAGUCAACAAACACCUAAACAUAGCUCAGAUGGCUUGCCUAUUAACACUAUGGCAGCGCAUCUAAGGCGCCAGAAGAAUGCGAAUACAAAUGUUUUGAGUUCAGCCCAGGAAUGGCCAGAAACAAGACACAGGCUUCUACAAGCAGCAAGCAGAUCAAGUCAGGUUAGACCAGCAACAAAUGUUGCAGCUGAAACAUCACUUGGAAAUAGUAAUGGAUUUCCGCAGUUAAGCUCUGCAAGUUCAGCUGGGCGAUGGUCAAUGGCAGCAACGUUGAACCUAAAAGUUUCUGAGCCAGACCCUGAUCCUGAAGCGUUAGAUAACAAUCUUGAUAGCAGCCAAAUCUCCACUGGGCAAUUGCCUGUACGGGGUGUUUGGAAGAAGGAAGUAAGAAACUCUUUUCGUAAGUGAUAAAUCCAAGACCAAAGUAGGUCACAACUUCUCUUGGGGAAUGACCUUAACUGUUCUUAAACUGUUCCAGUUUUGUAUGAUGUUACGUGUUGGCAAUAGAUUCCAUUUACGGCCUGGGUUUAUAAGGACUCACAAAAACUAGCCUAGCCGUUCAUUGCAUUUCACCGAGUAAAAGAAACCCAUAUAGUGGGUGUAUACAAAGUUGAAGAUUUCUGGUUUGUCCGAGAAUGUGUAUUUUUAAAGGUUCCUUGGUUCAUAGAUGCAUCUGAGUUCUUUUUUUCCCUAUAAUAAAUAGUCACAAUAUAGUAAACCAGCAA
Molecule: messenger RNA, 2163 nt
Organism: Gossypium raimondii (Peruvian cotton)
Lineage: Eukaryota; Viridiplantae; Streptophyta; Magnoliopsida; Malvales; Malvaceae
Product: E3 ubiquitin-protein ligase hel2
Exons: 7
Coding region: 218-1846 (542 amino acids)
Biological process (GO): protein ubiquitination; rescue of stalled cytosolic ribosome
Molecular function (GO): ribosome binding; ubiquitin protein ligase activity
Source: RefSeq, a predicted model, not a curated record